Zonotrichia leucophrys gambelii is the source of this 1610-nucleotide messenger RNA. RefSeq names its product aquaporin-2-like. The record is from RefSeq and is a predicted model, not a curated record. Gene Ontology annotation, molecular function: water channel activity. Gene Ontology annotation, cellular component: plasma membrane. NCBI's taxonomy places the organism in Eukaryota, Metazoa, Chordata, Aves, Passeriformes, Passerellidae. Gene Ontology annotation, biological process: transmembrane transport; water transport. The transcript has 5 exons. Bases 119 to 889 code for a protein of 256 amino acids.
GCUGCCCUGUGCCAAAGGGGUGGCACUGCUGGGGGGUGACAGGGACAGUGCCAGGGGUGGCAGUGCCAGGGGGCAGGAGGUGCCCCUGCUCUGCACUCCCCUCUCCCACAGCUGCACCAUGGCCAUCGAGGAGCUGCGCAGCGGCCGCUUCUGGCGGGGGGUGCUGGCAGAGCUGCUGGCCACCCUCAUCUUCGUGGGGGUGGUCCUGGGGGCUUCGGCAUCCCCAGAGCAGCUGGCACCGGCCCUGGCAGGGGGGUUGGUGGCCGGGGGGCUCCUCUGCACCCUCGGGGGUCCCCAGGCCAACCCUGCAUUGACGCUGGCCCUGCUGUGCACCCGCAAGCUGAGCGCCCUGCACGGGGCCCUGGGGGUCCUGGCCCAGUGCACGGGGGCCACGCUGGCCUCUGCUGCUGCCCGGGCAGCGCUGCAGGAUGGCACCGGGCUUGUCACCAGGGUGAGCACGGCGGGGACAGCAGGGACAGCGCUGGCAUGGGAGACCUUUGCCACCUUCCAGCUGGCACUGGCUGCCUUUGCCACCUCUGAACACGCAGCCCCACAGGCCGGGCUGGCCCUGGGCAGUGCUGUGGCCGCCGGUGCCCUGGCUGCUGGGCCGUUCUCGGGGGGCAGCAUGAACCCCGCGCGCUCGCUGGGGCCGGCCAUCGUCACCGGGCUCUGGGAUGAUCAUUGGGUGUACUGGCUGGGCCCGGUGCUGGGCGCGGUGCUGGCCGGGCUCUCCUACGAGUUCAUCCUGGCACCGGGAGCGUCCCGGGAGAAGCUCAGCGCCUGCCUCGCCUGCCGGGACGUGGCUCUGGUGGAGACCCCCAGCCUGUCCCCCUCCUCGGUGUCCCAGUGCCCCCCACCACCGCCCCCGGGCGAGCAGGGCACUGCCUGAGCCCCCCAAUUCCACAGCAGCCCCCCGAUCCUUCCAUGGGGCACCCACAGGGUGGGCUUGGUGCCCCCUCCCCUUUUAUCCGAGUGGGUAGGGGGGAUUAAAAGUGUGUUGGGGUCGCAGGUGGGUGCGGAGCGAUGCUGUGAGGGGACCGGGGAGGGGGUCUCGAUAACGGCACAGCGACACCGGGGGGCUGCGGCACCGCGAUACCGGGGGGCUGCAGCACCACGACAUUGCGGUACCGGGGGGCUGCGGCACCGCGAUACCGGGGGGCUGCGGCACCGCGAUACCGGGGGGCUGCGGCACUGCGACACCGGCGAGGCCGGCCCUCCCCGCGGGUUCUCCCUCCCCGCAUCCCCCCGGUGAGGGCGGGGGCCGGGACCCCCCGUCAGCCCCGUCCCGUGCCGGGGAGCUGAGCGCAGCAAAGCCCUUUGUGGUGUCCUCUGCAGCCCCGGCAGAUUCCGCCGGGCACCAAUGGCCGGGCCGGGCUUUAAUCCCCCCGGCCGGGGACUCAGCGCCCGCUAAGCCCGCCUGAAUAAACCAAACCCUCCCGCAGACAACAGCACCGGGGAGGGGGGGGGACACCCCGCAGCCCCCACCCCACAGCCCCCACCCAGCGCCCCUCCCACUGGGGGUUGCCCCAAAGUGUCCCCAAAAACCUUUAGGGGGGUGGGAGGUGCGGCAGUGCUGGCCCCCAGCAAGGGGGUCCCUUAAACCCCACUGA